CUCGGUGUCCCUUCCAAUCGGAGGUGAGUGGGCGGGGCCCAGGGUCCCGUGGUCCGCGGCCUCCUUUCUCUGUGCCCCUCUCGUCUCUUUCCCUGCUUGGCGUGGCCGCCAUCUUGUUCUCGCCGCGUGUUGUCUGCGGAGGGGUUGCCGGACUCAGACACAACAUAAUGAAUCAAGAAAAGUUAGCCAAGCUUCAGGCUCAGGUCCGAAUAGGCGGAAAGGGUACAGCUCGCAGAAAGAAGAAGGUGGUACACAGGACAGCGACAGCUGAUGACAAAAAACUUCAGAGUUCACUCAAAAAAUUGGCAGUAAAUAAUAUUGCUGGAAUUGAAGAGGUGAAUAUGAUAAAAGAUGAUGGAACAGUUAUUCAUUUCAACAAUCCCAAGGUCCAAGCUUCCCUUUCCGCUAACACUUUUGCAAUUACUGGUCAUGCAGAGGCUAAACCGAUCACAGAAAUGCUCCCGGGAAUCUUAAGCCAGCUUGGUGCUGACAGUUUAACAAGUCUCAGGAAGUUAGCUGAACAGUUCCCAAGACAAGUGUUGGAUAGCAAAGCAACAAAAUCUGAAGACAUUGAUGAAGAAGAUGAUGAUGUCCCCGAUCUCGUAGAAAACUUUGAUGAAGCAUCAAAGAAUGAAGCGAAUUAAAUCAUUAAUAGUUCUGGAAGCUGGCAUGGACUAGAUUUAAGAAAUCAGCUAUGUGGUUCCAAAGUUUUACAGAAACAGAGAACAUCACCUGUUAAUAGUUCAGUAAUAUAAAUAUUUUGUAUUUUAAUUAUGCUGUUUGUUCAGCAUUUUCUGUCAGUUGAUUUUGCAUUUUGCACUUACUCCCAGGAUCUACUUUUUCGGUCAAAAAAUAAGAAAUGUCAGUGCAGUUUGAGGGUGUGUGCAUGUGCAUAUGUGUAUGGUGUGGGUGUACAUAUAGUGGAGAACAAAUUGGAGAACAGUUCUAUUUAACCUUCCCUUUGCCCUCAGAAGUAGAAGUAAAACAAAUCUUUACAGUUGUUACUUUUUAUUCCCACCAAAUAGUGCACACAAAGUGGUUAAAAGUGAAAGUCUUACUUGUCCACAUUUCAUUAUUUCAAGGCAUUCUGCCAUUAAGACUUGGGUUUAAUUUGCUGUUAACUAUUGUACUUGCAAAUAUGUAUCUCUUCCAUGUUGAAAAUGUUCACAUGCUAUUUGCUAACAACCUCCUGUUGAUUCCAAAUGAUACCAAAGACAGGAUAUUUACAGCCUGUUUGGUGUGGUAACAUUUUUAAAAAUCAGACCUAGAAGAGUUUGCUUAUUUUUCUUUUUAAAAUUCCUUUCUCUCGCGCUGUCUCCCUCAACUCCUCCUUUAACUUUAGCCAACUCUAUCAGCCUUCAUUUCGAGUCCCUUAUUGUAGAACUGAUGGUUGUUCAACCCAUUCCACAUAGACUAAGCAGUAUGUUCUUCUCUUGAUUAUGUGGGUGUACUUCCCAGGAAUAUUACUUGCUAAUUUUAAGAGAAGAUUAGUUCUCUCUACCAUCCAGAAGAGCUAGGUCGAGUCAAUUCUUGAACUUGGACAUCCAGUUGGUAACAAUUCAUUGUAUUAGUUUUGCACAAUAACAUACUGUUGCUUAAAGGACUUUGUUUGAGCUGUUCCAGUGCCAUAACUGUAGCUACUAGGAGCUGAUAAGGCACUGUCAUUCUCCAGGGCACUAGAAAUUAGGAAUGUCUUGCGGAUGAUAUUUAAUGUGAGAGAAAGAGGUCAUUGAUCAUAUUGCUGUAGCCUCCUGCUGGGCAGUUUGUGCAAUGACUCAAGGGAUUUUUUUGGCCUAUCUAACUUUGCCUAUAACCUACCUCUAGGUUUGGUGUCAUGGCUAUAGUAGCUUAUUAAAAACCACAAACCUUCCAUAGGCAUGCAGAGGACUUUGGAAGUAUCACUGGUAUAUUGCAGUAUUUUCUGAACCUUCCUUCAAAAUGCUCAAUGUGAAUCCCUUUGUCAGAGGCUCUUUAAAGGUGCUUGAUGUAACUUGCAUUACAACAUAGUUGGCAUCACUGUUAACCUGUGUCAAGGGCAGCUGUGGCUUAGGAAAGCCAUUUUUCUCUACAUCUAUCAUCUAAACUAUAGCUUAAUUCUGAGACAUAUCAGCUUUCUACGUAGGUUCAUACACUAGAUAACUGUAAAAUACAAGGCUAUCAGUACAUGAGAGUUCUAGUGACAUCAACGUAAACUGCAAAAGCAGAGCUCUUGUGGUUUGUCAUCUGGACUCAAUUUAUUUUAUAGACUUGUUCAGUUUUCCUGUUAUAUUUUAUAUAAUACAUGGAUCUUACUACAAAAUAAAACAACAAAUACAAAAGAGGAAAUGUUCCCUCUUGUGUGUCAUUUCCUUCUCCCAGUAGCACCUGUUGAGGAACAUGUUGAUGCAGCUGCUGCUUUAAAUAGCAUUACAUUCAUUGUCAUGUUGCAUUUGAUAACUAACAGGAAAGCUUAUUGGAUUGGGAUAGAUCCUGCAAUAUGUUGAGAAAGCCCUUAGGCUUCUCACCUUCUCCACCCCUUUUCCCAUUCGUACUAGAUGGGACUCCCUUCACUCUCAUGGCUACUCCAACCUUCUGCAGAUUGUUGCUCUUGGUUAAUGAAAAUCUCUUAUUCUUUCACGCACAUACAAGCUGAGCAAACUGCCCUUCCAGUGCCUCUUCUGGCCCAGUGAGCAAAGAAAGGAGACUAGGAAACAACCUUUCAGCUUUGCAGAGCACUUCCACUAGUUAAGUGGAAUGAAUGAAGAACAUUUAAAAGUUGCAACUGCACUGACUUUACAAAUAUCCAGCAUAUUUUUUCACUACCAGUCAUUUAGUUACUGAAAAUCCACAUAUUUUAGUAUAAAGCAUUGAUUUCUGAAAUAGCAAGUGUGGUUUAAAAAAAAUAUUUGGAAGAGUAAAAACAGUAAGAAUCUGAGGUAAAAAUUAUUCGGUAAGUUUGCAAUCAGACUUACAGAUUCAUGCGCAAAAGAGAAUCUUUUUAAUUUUUGCUAUUUGGUCAUUGUAACCCUCAUUGCUUACCAGUGUUUGGAAACCAGCAAACUAUAUGGGCUAUGUAAACAUUAUUUUUCUUUUUUUACUGUAUCCGAAAACUGUUGACCACUUUUGAUUUGCUGCUGAAAUGCUAGAGCUUAUAGAAAUCCAUUAAACUGAUUUUAAUUGAAAGUAACCCACCAAGGCUCUUGUGGAAAAUAGCUAGUGUUCCUUUAUAUAUAGCUAGGAAAUGCCUGGAAUAACCUUUGUGCACACAGACAGGGGUAUAGAAAAUUGUGUGUGUAGUAUAAAGGCGCCUAAUUUUGAGAUGUAUGAAUACUACAUUAAAGGUGCCAGGUGUGUGGUUUUCUUUACACUAUGGGAUCCAGUGUAUCCACUUGGAGCCCUGAGGAUUUCCUAUUUACAACUCAUUUCAGUGGUCCAUUCUGAAGGAUAACUACACGGGUCUAUUUAAGAACCCUGUCAUUACUUCCCUUUACCAAGACAUUAUUGUUGAAUUACCUGACGCCCCUUUUCUUUCUUUGUUUAGGCAGACUACAGCACCUGGUAAUCUAGAUUGCACAAGUCAGUAUGUUAACUUAGUUUUCUGCAGGGAGUGAGUUACACGGUUGUGGUGUCCAACUCUUGAGAAAACUCCUGUGCUCAUGAAUCUUCUGCUUCUGGUUGAGAGUUUUGUUGUUGCAGUGAACAUAGCUGUAAAAGGUCAUGGUGGGGAGGGAAAGUUGACCUUGAAUUGGACUCUGUAUUCAUGGGAUGCUAGGGCAGAGUUUGAAGCAUUGGGUUAUGUGCUCGCAGUGACCUGAGAUGCUCUGUAGAUGGGCUGUUGUGGUUUAUACCAGAUGAAGCUGUAUCAGGGUUGUGGCUUUACUCUUAGAUAUAAAGUGAAAUAAUCAAGCUGGAGAUUGCAAGUUGGUGCUUCACUGUAGCUAAGUCUGCCCAAUAAGGUAUGCAAUCUUUUGGCCCACCAAAGAUGGAAGUGGCCAAUUUUUCAUUACUGUGGCUGUUUGGUUGUCAAGUAGCAGUGAAGCAUAUAAAUGGAUCUGAAAGCUAGAAACUGAUGUAACAAUCUGUGGGCAGAUGCCCUUAGUUUUGGGGGAUGUUAAAGAGGAGACAAGUCCUUGACAUCACUCUCCACUUCCCUCCAGCAUCAUUUCCAUUUUGCCUCCGUUCAUCUUUAUCCCACUGAUCUCAGCUAGUCUUUAAGAAAACUGGGAGGUUGUGUUGUUUACUUUUUGACCUUUCCUAACACACGUUUGUCUACAAGGAAGAUAGAGAUGCUUCCUUCACUAUACUGGGUCUUUAAAUAAAAGCAUCAAGUCAUAAAAUUACCAAGCUUCAAUGAAUAUAUUUCUGUAACAAAAUAUACAACAGAAGAAAGUUGGCCUCAAAUUUUCUUUAAAAAACAAUUGUAAAUGUAGUUUGUGCUGAAGGAGCUCUUGUUGGAACAAGUAAUUUGGCUCUUGCCACACAUACUUUCCAUUUGUAAUUAUAAUUGUUCAUUUUAAUUAGCAUAAAAUACCAUUUAGCUUUUCACAGGUUCUUUUUAGAUAUUGGAACCCCGUCAGUACAUGGCCCAAGCCGGGGAAGCUAAUGAUCCAACCAGUAGACCAAAUUCGGUAAUGAAUCCUGGUCACAUCACAUGCCACCUGCGGCACAUUGCGUGUAAGCAUUAAAAAAAAAAAAAGUCCCCACGCAUCUGCACAUGAGGCAUAGCAUUUCACAGUAUAAGCCAUUUCAUUGAGGGCACAGUUAUCAGCCAUAUAACAGAUUUCAUUGCUGUCCAAAAUGCUACAAAAGGGUUGUUCUUCAACUAUUUUUUAACAAAAAAAAAAACCACCCUUAUGCUGUUGACCUUUGAUCCCCACGGCCUUUAAAGGAUUAUAUAGUUAAUGUUAUGUUAUGCUGUCCAAAAUAUUCCUCUUCUUUGAAAUUAGACUUAAUCUAAUCAUCUUAAUUUUAUUUUACUUUUAAACCAUAACAAUUGAAAUUCGGCUGACAUUAAGAUUCUGAUUUUUAAAGCUGCAAAAACCAAAGAAAUUCUGGUUUAAGGCUGAAUCUGUAUAUACAGGGGCUUAAUUGUACUGUAUAGGUAGGCAAAGUGUUCUUUCCAAAGUCUUGUCUCCUGCCUCGAGAUUACCUUCAGGACACUUGAAUGAGAAGAAAAGGGCAUUCAUAUCAAAUGAAGAAUUGGAGAUGACAAUCAUCUUUGAAAUAAUCACUGAAGAACUGAAUAUUAAAAUCAGGAUGAACAUGAAGAAGACCAAAAUCAUGUCAGUUUGAAUGUGAAAAAAACAAAAGAUCAAGAAAUUAUUAAAGCAAGAAUAUUAGGUAAAGAGGUGAAUCAAAGCUUGGUGACUCAUUUCAAGGAACUUUUGCAUCAUUAGGAGGUGCAAGCAUGUUCUCUGUUUUAAAAUGAUCACAUAGUACUUGCUCAAAGAAGAUUGAAGACUGAAACAAUACCAAGAAGGCGGAACAGAAAUGUAGGCUGGAAAUAGUUGUGCUUUCUAUCAAAUUAGAUAGGAGGAUGAUCAAAACUAAACCAAGCGAAGCAUUUUGAUGACUGAAAGAUAAAUACUUAGCACUUGUAUAGUGGUAUGCAACCCCUGUGCUCUCGCCAACUCGGACAGAGUAGAUUAAUAUUUUUCUCCAUUUCCAGAUGAGGGCAGGAAUGGUUUCAGAGAGGUUGACUUCCUUAAGGCAAGAUAGCACAUCAGUGACUUAAAAUAGGAGUUGCCAGGCCAUGCAAAAAAAAAUAAAUCACUACAUAUGUGAUGGCAUGUAAAGCAAGACACAUAAAGGCCAAGUUACAGUCAGCAAUGAGAAGAGGUGAAUUGGACGUUCUUGUUUUGUGAUGGCAACAAUAAGGCUUUUAUCAUGUAUAGAAUGAGGGAGUGAAAAAGAUGUAAGUACCAACACUCUUUGCUGUACAUUCAAUUGAUAUAAAAUAAGGUAAUCUUAAAUAUACA
Messenger RNA from Mauremys reevesii (Reeves's turtle), 5957 nucleotides. It is a transcript of the gene BTF3L4, whose product is annotated as basic transcription factor 3 like 4. The record is from RefSeq and is a predicted model, not a curated record. NCBI's taxonomy places the organism in Eukaryota, Metazoa, Chordata, Testudines, Geoemydidae. Bases 168 to 644 code for a protein of 158 amino acids. The transcript is spliced from 6 exons.